AUGGAAAAGUUUAAACUUAGUAAAGAAAAAUUAGCUAAGGAAAAAAUAGAAAAUGGUUUAUAUUAUGAAGCUCAUCAAUUAAUAAAAUCAAUUAUAAAUAGGAAAUUACAGAAAAAUCAAAUAAAUAGUUGUAUAAGUAUUUUAUUUUAUUUUUCUUUAAAAUUUGCGAAUUGUAAGCAGUAUGUUUUAUUAUGUGAUUUAAUGUAUCAAUGUUGUAUUAUAUUAACACAAAAUAAUAUAAAAUUUAAUUUAGAUUAUGCUAACAAAAUAAUUGAAAUUUUUAAAAAAUGUCCACCUAAUUCAACUGAAGAAAAAUAUAAAUUUAUGAAUAAAUCUAUCAUUUGGUCAAAAGGUGAAGAAUAUGCAUAUGGAUAUUUAGAAUUUCAUAAAGCUAUUGGUUAUUCUUAUUUUGAAGAUAAACAAUAUGGUUUAGCUCACAAUCAUUUUAUUUAUUUAGAUGAUAAUGAAAUUUUGUAUAAAAUAAUUUCUUUGUGGAAAAAAGAAGCUUAUCCAAGUGAAAGCCACUUUUUUGUUUUAAGAACAGUUUUAUGUUUACUUGUUUUAAAUAAAUUUAAUCAAGCAUUAAAACUUAUAAAUAUGUUUGAACCUAAUUUAAAUAGAAAAGAUGUUCCUUUACCAAUUCAGUUAGCUUAUUUAAUUGCAUGUGCUUGUAUAUAUAAAAGCUUAUCAUUAUAUGAAGAUGUCAAAUAUAAAUAUAGAUUAAUAUUAAAUUAUGAUCCCGAGUUUCAAAAAUAUAUUAAAGUAUUAGAUGGUUCUGUUUUUAAUAAAAAAAAAAGCGAUUUAUUCAGUAUUUUUCAAAAUAUAUUUGCAUAA
Molecule: messenger RNA, 834 nt
Organism: Plasmodium relictum
Lineage: Eukaryota; Apicomplexa; Aconoidasida; Haemosporida; Plasmodiidae
Product: conserved protein, unknown function
Exons: 1
Coding region: 1-834 (277 amino acids)
Biological process (GO): protein insertion into ER membrane
Cellular component (GO): cytosol
Molecular function (GO): protein binding
Source: RefSeq, a predicted model, not a curated record